This is a messenger RNA of Branchiostoma floridae (Florida lancelet), 1600 nucleotides long. RefSeq names its product dihydropteridine reductase-like. NCBI's taxonomy places the organism in Eukaryota, Metazoa, Chordata, Leptocardii, Amphioxiformes, Branchiostomatidae. Gene Ontology annotation, cellular component: cytoplasm. The transcript is spliced from 6 exons. Bases 152 to 865 code for a protein of 237 amino acids. The record is from RefSeq and is a predicted model, not a curated record. Gene Ontology annotation, molecular function: NADH binding; 6,7-dihydropteridine reductase activity; NADPH binding. Gene Ontology annotation, biological process: L-phenylalanine catabolic process; tetrahydrobiopterin biosynthetic process.
UGAAACAUAUUACACAUUCCAAAGACAUCACGUUAGCCAGCCAUUACAUCAUCACGUCACGCUGCACAAAGGAAACUGGAGACUCCGUGAAGCUGGGGACGCCAAACUGGUAAACUUCUGCUCCAAAACCACGUGAUCACUUGUAAACAAGAUGGCUGCGUCCAGUCGUGUGUUGGUCUACGGAGGGAAAGGUGCGCUCGGGUCCGUCUGUGUCAAGUAUUUCAAGGAGAAAAGCUGGUGGGUAGGCUCUAUUGACUUGGUACCAAAUGAAGAGGCUGAUGCCAAUGUGGUGGUGCAGCCGUGCGAGUCAUGGCAGGAGCAGACGGACGCCGUGCUGAAGGGCGUGGACGACUCCCUGCUGGGAGAGAAGGUGGACGCCAUCUUGUGCGUAGCAGGAGGUUGGGCAGGCGGACAUGCUGGCACAAAAGACUUCAUCAAGAACUCAGACCUGAUGUGGAAGCAGAGCGUGUGGACGUCUUCCAUUGCUGCUAAGCUGGCUUCUCGACAUCUUAAGGAUGGAGGUGUACUCACCUUGCCAGGGGCUCUGCCUGCCCUGGAUGGGACAGCAGGAAUGAUUGGUUAUGGGAUGGCCAAGGCUGCUGUCCACCAGCUGACCAAGAGUUUGGGCCAGCCCAGUGGUGGUCUUCCUGAGGGGGCUGCUGCAAUCGCCAUUCUUCCGGUGACCUUGGACACCCCCAUGAACAGGAAAUGGAUGAAAGAUGCUGACUUCAGCACAUGGACAUCCCUGCAGUUUGUAGCUGAGCUAUUCUACAACUGGACUCAGGGUAAGGAUCGUCCUGCAAGCGGCACACUUCUAAAACUCAGCACAGCCGAUGGUGUCACCAAAUGCACUCCUACUGACUGACGCCAGCCAUGACUGUUGGUCUUCCUACACAACGCAUUGCUUCCAGGCUUCCAUUGCUUCUAGGUGGUAGAUGCAUCCUGUUGACAGUGUAAUUGAUUCGUACUACUGUAUUAUUAAAGAUAGACUUUGCAGGAUUUGAGACUAUUUUGUCAGUUUCAAUAAAUGCCUUCCAUCGCAAAAUGAUCAGAGACAUUAAUUUCAUUAAGGAUGAGCUGCCUGGUGGUUAGAUGACAAUGGACAAAACAGGAUAGAUUGGUACAUGUAUAAGUAGGCCAGCAUGUGUCAUAACCUGUAACACUUCAGGAUAGCAAGAUAAAUGGACAGGUGAAAUGUCAAAAAUCCUGUUAAGUCUAUGUUUGAAUGUGUAAGACAUAUGGUAGGUUUCCCAAAGCAGGCAGGAUGAAAGCCUUGAUGUAGAGAGUGAGGAGCCAACUUGGUGAUGCUAGAAAGGCUUUGUUAACUAGCUGGACAGGUGAUCAUGUGAUAAAGUGCUGUUGGUGGUGCAAACUGGUGAUUCUUGGUGCUCUGUAUAGGACAUAUCAUGUAGGCAGCAGAACUUAUAAAAAAAGUCAGGUCCUGCAAUUGAUUUUUACCGAGAGGUUCUUCUGAUUUACUUGUGUGCCUAGAGGAUGUAAGAAAUGACUUUGAUUGGAGAAACAUGCACACAAACAUCUGGAAAUGGCAUCUGUUGGCUGUAGGACUGCAGCAUGGUAAUAAAUGUGACAUUUACACUGA